GCAGAAGCAGAAGAAUCUCAUGGCUGGCUUCAAGCCCAACGUCUACCUCCACGUGCCGAUCGUGGUGGCCUACUUUGCGCUGAUCGGCGUCGUCGUGCACCUCCUCGACAGCGCGUACCUCCCGCUGCUCAUCGCGUCCGUCCUCGGCGUCGCUGUCGCCAUCCAUGUGACCAAGGGCUUUUUCCGCGUCUUUGGCGCCUGGCUCUCGCGCAACUACCUCCACCACCUCGGCGAUCCGCUCCGCAAGCCGAUCGCGAUGAAGAAGUUCUGCGACCAAGGCUGGUUCCUCGUGCUCCACACGGUGCUGACGCUCGCCGAGCUCGUCGUCAUGGCCGACGAGACGUGGUGGCAGGACACGAGCAGCUGCUGGGACUAUACGUCGGCGACCGGCGCCUUUCCCUCAUAUAGCAGCGCCGUGCACACGCUCUAUGUCUUCCAGCUGGGCAUGUACAUCUACGUGGGUUUUUCGUGCGAAUUUCUCGAAGAGAAGCGCAAGGACCACCUCGUCAUGAUGGGCCACCACGUCGUGACCAUCUCGCUCAUCAUCUGGAGUUACGCAGUCGGGUACCUCCCCAUUGGCGUCAUCGUCAUGUUCCUGCACGACAUUUCCGACAUUCCGCUCGACUUUUUGAAGAUGGUCAACUACCUCAAGCUCGAGAACCGCGAAGGCUGGUUCGUCACCGAGUUUAUGUUUGCGUUCACGCUCGUCCAGUGGGUCUACUUCCGCGUGUACCUCUUCCCGACCAAGCUCAUGUACUCGACGCUCUUUGAGAUGCGCGCGUCGUGCAUGGACCCGAUCGCAGCGCUCGACUUUUCGAUUUUGUUUCCGACGCCCGGCCCGACGCACUGGCUCUGGUUCAACACGCUCUUCGCCGCCUUGUACUCGCUGCACAUUUGGUGGACGUUCCUCCUCAUGCGGCUUCUCUACGGCGUGCUCACGGUCGGCCCCAACAACGCCAGCAAGGACGAGUACGAAGGCCACUCGUCCGACUCGGACGCGCCCAAGACCAAGCAUGACUAGAUCUGCUCGCUGUCGUUAAAACCUGUAAACUUGCACUUUCCCAUCCAC
Messenger RNA from Saprolegnia parasitica CBS 223.65, 1069 nucleotides. RefSeq lists its product as hypothetical. The transcript has 3 exons. Gene Ontology annotation, cellular component: endoplasmic reticulum; membrane. Gene Ontology annotation, biological process: ceramide biosynthetic process. NCBI's taxonomy places the organism in Eukaryota, Oomycota, Saprolegniomycetes, Saprolegniales, Saprolegniaceae. Gene Ontology annotation, molecular function: sphingosine N-acyltransferase activity. The record is from RefSeq and is a predicted model, not a curated record. The coding region runs from base 20 to 1021 and encodes 333 amino acids.